CACAUGCGCACUUCAUUUUUAAAAUGGCGGCCGUGCAGGGUGGUAUGGUCGACGCGGUUGAGGAUAAAGAAAUAAAAUCGGAACAACCGAACGAUGGCGGCGGAAAUAAUAACGCAAACGAGGCCAGAGUUCUCUCUUCGUCCCCUGGCUCCAGCGCUUCGACUGGGAGCAACAAGAGUACGACGGGAGCCCCCGAGGACCAGCAGACUUUGCUGGCUGUCCUGCAGUUUCUCAGAAAGAACAAACUGAGCGAGUCAGUCGAAAUUCUGCGUCGUGAAGCGGGAUUACCGGAAGAUUCACUUGAUGUGAAAGGGACCGAUUCAUCCGGGGCAGGCUCGGGUGGUGCAGCGGGCGGUGCGGAUGCAGAAGGCGGGGAUGCGAGCUCUCUCCUUAGCCGGGUGACCAGCGCAUCAUCCGCUGCUGUAGUUCAGGCGCCGACCAAAGCUCCUGGAGAGGAUCAGCCAGAUGUCAACGUGGUGCUGUCAGCUUACAGCCAGCAGGGGGACCCGGCUCUGUACGGAGUUUACUACAGCGGCCUGAAGAAAUUUAUCGAAUCGGUUUUAGACUGUCAUCGAGCAGAGCUGUCCCAGGUCUUCUACCCGCUGUUUGUACACAUGUACCUGGAGCUGGUGUACAACAAUCACGAAAAUGAGUCCAAAGUGUUCUUUGACAAGUUCAGCGGGGAUCAGGAGUGCUACUAUGAAGACGACCUGCGUGUUCUGUCCAGCCUGACCAAGAAGGAGCACAUGAGAGGCAAUGAGACCCUACUGGAUUUCCGCACCAGCAAGUUCGUCCUGCGGAUCUCUCGAGACUCCUACCAGCUGCUCAAGAGGCACCUGCAGGAGCGCCAGAACAACCAGAUCUGGAAUAUCAUCCAGGAGCACCUCUAUAUCGACAUCUUCGAUGGCAUGCCACGUAGCAAGAGCCAGAUUGAUGCCAUGUCAGGCAGCUUGGCUGGAGAAGGCAAGCGGGAAGCUAACAAGGCCAAGGUUUACUACGGACUGCUAAAGGAACCAGAAAUUGAGCUGCCCCUUGAUGAUGAGGAUGAGGAGGCGGAGAAUGAGGAGGGUAAACCCAAGAAGAAGAAACCAAAGAAGGACAGCAUGGGCAACAAGAGCAAGAAACAGGAUCCUAAUGCACCUUCACAGACCAGGAUACCUCUUCCAGAAUUAAAGGACUCAGACAAGCUGGACAAGAUCAUGUACAUGAAGGAGGCCACCAAGAGGAUACGCCUGGGACCAGAUAACCUCCCGUCCAUCUGCUUCUACUCUUUUCUCAAUGCUUACCAAGGUCUGACCGCAGUGGACUUCACAGAUGACUCCAGCCUGGUUGCUGGAGGAUUCGCUGACUCGACGGUACGAGUGUGGAGUGUCACACCGAAAAAACUCCGCAAGGUCAAGUCUGCAGCAGACUUGAAUGUUAUAGACAAAGAGUCGGAUGAUGUGCUGGAGAGGAUUAUGGACGAGAAGACAGCCAGUGAAUCAAAGAUCCUCCAUGGGCACAGCGGCCCGGUGUACAGCAUCAGCUUCAGCCCAGACAGGAACUACUUGUUGUCGAGUUCUGAAGAUGGCACCGUCAGGCUGUGGAGUCUUCUGACAUUCACUUGUCUGGUGGGCUACAAAGGUCAUAACUACCCAGUGUGGGACACUCACUUCUCCCCUCAUGGGUACUAUUUUGUCUCUGGGGGACAUGACCGAGUAGCUCGUCUGUGGGCGACAGAUCACUACCAGCCCCUGCGGAUGUUUUCUGGUCACCUUGCUGAUAUCACUUCCACCCGCUUUCAUCCCAACUCAAAUUAUCUCGCCACCGGGUCUUCGGAUCGCACCAUCCGGCUCUGGGAUGUCCUGACUGGAAACUGUGUUCGGAUUUUCACUGGUCACAAGGGUCCUAUUCAUGCGUUGGCUUUCUCUCCUAAUGGGAAGUUUUUGGCUUCAGGCGCUACUGAUGGCAGAGUGCUUCUGUGGGACAUUGGUCAUGGACUUAUGAUUGGAGAGCUUAAAGGCCACACAGACACAAUCUAUUCCCUUAAGUUCAGUAGAGACGGGGAGAUCCUUGCCUCUGGCUCCAUGGACAAAACUGUUCGUCUGUGGAACGCUACGAAAGCAUUCGAUGAUUUAGAGACUGAUGAUUUCACAGCAGCUACAGGACACGUCCAUCUACAAGAUAACUCCCAGGAGCUUUUGUUGGGAACAUACGUGACUAAAUCUACGCCUGUCAUUCACCUCCACUUUACCCGCAGGAACCUGCUGCUAGCUGCCGGGGCCUACAAUCCAUAAGACAUUAUGAUUUAAGAGAAAAUCACCCACAGGAAGUUGAAAGAGAACUUCUGUUCCCUAAGGGCCACAAAGAAACGGUUUGAGGUGCAGCAGGAGUAAAGACUGUAUCAUCAACAAAUCGGCUCUGAUGAAUAUCUCACUGAGUAAAGAUAGAAAUGAGGCGAGCCACCUCGGGUUCUGGCCCUCGGUCUGAAAGACUCGGGCACAGAAUGAAGCAGAUUAACUGCAAAGAAGUCUUGAACAGAUAAGUGCCAUUGAUGAUUAAGAACUGUUUAUAAAAAAUCACUGCCAUGAGUCCAGCAACGUAUUGCUGCCACUGGGAAAUUGACUGUAUUAUAGUCUUUUAUACUGAUGGACACUGUAAAUAAAACAAGUGUUUUCUAUA
Messenger RNA from Notolabrus celidotus (New Zealand spotty), 2661 nucleotides. It is a transcript of the gene taf5, whose product is annotated as TAF5 RNA polymerase II, TATA box binding protein (TBP)-associated factor. Gene Ontology annotation, biological process: transcription initiation at RNA polymerase II promoter. Gene Ontology annotation, cellular component: transcription factor TFIID complex. Gene Ontology annotation, molecular function: protein binding; RNA polymerase II general transcription initiation factor activity. The record is from RefSeq and is a predicted model, not a curated record. NCBI's taxonomy places the organism in Eukaryota, Metazoa, Chordata, Actinopteri, Labriformes, Labridae. Bases 24 to 2276 code for a protein of 750 amino acids. The transcript has 11 exons.